Messenger RNA from Colius striatus (speckled mousebird), 1983 nucleotides. RefSeq names its product component of oligomeric golgi complex 8 (gene COG8). The coding region runs from base 1 to 1854 and encodes 617 amino acids. The transcript has 6 exons. NCBI's taxonomy places the organism in Eukaryota, Metazoa, Chordata, Aves, Coliiformes, Coliidae. The record is from RefSeq and is a predicted model, not a curated record. Gene Ontology annotation, molecular function: peptide deformylase activity. Gene Ontology annotation, cellular component: COG complex. Gene Ontology annotation, biological process: intra-Golgi vesicle-mediated transport.
AUGGCGGCGGCGGCGGAGGAGGCGCGGCUGCUGGCCUGGCUGCGCGGCCCCGCGGCCCCGGGCGCCGCCGGCCCCGAGCUCGCCGCUUAUGUGUCGGAGCUGGCGGCGCUGGGCCUGGCGGAGCUGAGCCGGGAGCCGGCGCGGCUGGCGGCGGAGCGGGCUCGGGUCGGGGCGGAGACGCGCCGCUUGGCCUUCGAGCACUACCGGGCGUUCAUCCGCUCCGCCGAGUGCACCGGCCGCGCCGGCCGCGGCUUCGGCGGCAUCGAGAGCCGCCUCGAGAGCCUGCUGGGCCGCCUGCCAGCCCUCCAGGACGCCUGCCGCACCUUCAUGCGCGACGCCGAGGAGAUCGCGCUGAGCCGGCGCAUGAACAGCCUGACGCUGAACCGGCACACGGAGAUCCUGGAGAUCCUGGAGAUCCCGCAGCUCAUGGACACCUGCGUGCGCAACGGCUACUACGAGGAGGCGCUGGAGCUGGCGGCCUACGUGCGGCGGCUGGAGCGCAAGCACAGCACCGUGCCCGUCCUCCAGGGCAUCGUGCGGGAGGUGCGGCAGUCGGCGCAGCUGAUGCUGAACCAGCUCAUCCAGCAGCUCCGCAGCAACAUCCAGCUGCCGGCGUGCCUGCGCGUCAUCGGCUUCCUGCGGCGCAUGGACGUGCUGAGCGAGGCCGAGCUGCGCGUCAAGUUCCUGCAGGCGCGGGACGCGUGGCUGCGCUCCAUCCUGGCCGCCAUCCCCGACCGCGACCCCUACUUCCACGUCACCAAGACCAUCGAGGCGUGCCGCGUGCACCUCUUUGACAUCGUCACUCAGUACCGCGCCAUCUUCUCCGACGAGGAGCCGCCCGCGCGGGCCGGGGGCCGGGCGUUGGGCGAGGGAGCCAUCUUCCACGGCUGGGUGCUGCAGAAGGUGUCGGAGUUCCUGCGGGUGCUGGAGCAGGACCUGCGGCGCGGGGCGGGCGGCCGCCUGGACUCGCUGCUGGGGCAGUGCAUGUACUUUGGGCUGUCCUUCAGCAGGGUGGGCACGGAUUUCCGCGGGCAGCUGGGGCCGCUGUUCCAGCGUGUGGCCGCCGCCGCCUUCCGCGCCGCGCUGGGGGAGGCGGUGCAGAGGUUCCGGGACGAGAUGAAUUCCUACACGCUCAUCUCGGCGCCGGUCGCGCUGGGGGGCGCUGCGGCGGUGCCGGUGCCUGCGGCGCAGCCGGGCACGCUGCAGCCCCCCAUGGUGCUGCUGGACUUCCCGCCCCUCGCCGGCUUCCUCAAUGGCCUCCUUGUUGCCUUCAACGACCUGCGGCUGUGCUGCCCCAUCGCCCUAGCCCAGGACGUCACUGCCGGCCUGGAGGAUGCGCUGGGCGAGGUGACCAGAGCCAUCCUGGCCUUCCACCGUGCGGAGGAGGCGGCUUUCAGCGGGCGGGAGCAGGAGCUCUUUGCCCAGUUCUGCACAGCCUUCGUGGAGGACCUGCUGCCCUACCUGAACCGCUGCCUCCAGGUCCUGUUCCCGCCGGCACAGAUCGCGCAGGCGCUGGGCGUCCCCCCGACACAGCUGCAGCGCUUGGGCCACCUGGGCCGCAUCGACGUGGCUGCCCUCAGGGAGCCGCUGGCCUUCCUCCUGCCGGCGCCGGGCGAGGAGCCGGCCCCCGAGAGCACCCCACAGCCCCAGGGGGAAGAGGAGCCCGCGCCCGGCGCCGUGCCGCCUGCACAGGGGCCAGAGACACCCUCCGGGGACACUCUGCUCUGGGAGGCCACGGGCUGGGCCGCCCGCAUCAUCCAGCACGAGAUGGACCAUCUGGACGGGAUCCUCUACAUCGACCGCAUGGACACCCGCACCUUCGCCAGCCUCACCUGGGCUGAGGAGAUGGACUGAGCCCGCGCCCCGGCACCUCUCUGUGUGGAGCGGAGCAGCAGCAGAGCCCGAGCCUGCAGCUCCCCCAGCCCUGGCCAAAGCAGCAGCACCAGCCUUCUGCUCAGCUUUAAUACACACUGUGAGGCCUCA